Molecule: messenger RNA, 1050 nt
Organism: Fusarium fujikuroi IMI 58289
Lineage: Eukaryota; Fungi; Ascomycota; Sordariomycetes; Hypocreales; Nectriaceae
Product: probable alcohol dehydrogenase I-ADH1
Exons: 1
Coding region: 1-1050 (349 amino acids)
Molecular function (GO): zinc ion binding; oxidoreductase activity
Source: RefSeq, a predicted model, not a curated record
AUGAAAUCUUACAAACUAGUCGCCUGGGGGCAAGAAGGCCAGUAUGUCGAGUCACCAAAGCCAGUCCCAGGCCCUGCCGAUGUUCUCAUUUGCGUCAAGGCUGUCGGUCUCUGCCGCUCAGACCUCGAUAUGAUGGACAGCCAACCCGGCAGUGAUCCAUACGCCUCCGCCAUAGACGCAGACUACAUUCUCGGCCACGAAACAUCUGGCGUCAUUGAAGCUCUCGGGUCUUCCGUGACCGACUUAUCCAAGGGAGAGAGCGUCGUUGUCCAUCACAUGAGGCACUGCGGGUUCUGUAAUUUCUGCGAGGCUGGGGUCGAGCAGCACUGCGAACACUUUAAGCGAGGGGCUAUUGGAAUGACAAGGGGCUGUGGCUUUGAUGGUGGUUUGGCUGAGUACCUUGUUGUACCUCGCACUGAGCUCGUGUCUAUCGGCCAUGAGGAUCCGGUUCUGUAUGCCCCUCUCACUGACGCGGGGGUGACAGCCUACGCUAGCUGCAAGGACAUUAUCCGCAAUGCACGCCCAGGUCAAUACAUCCUGAUCGUUGGCAUUGGCGGGCUUGGGUCAUACGCUGUUCAGUUCCUCCGACUCCUCACCUCUGCUCGCAUCAUUGCUGCCGACAACUCACCUGAGAGGCUAGCCCUCGCCAAGGAUUUGGGAGCAGACGAAGCAAUCCUUUCCAAUGCAAGAUCAAAAGCCGAGAUUGACCGUGUAACCUCAAAUCGAGGUGUCGACGGCGUGGUGGACUUUGUUGGGAGCGACGCAACCUUGCAGCUAGCAAUUAGUGUAGUUCGGCCCCAGGGAUUCGUCUCUGUGCCUGGCAUGCAAGGUGGCUCUGUGCGUUUAGGAUGGAACCUGAUGGCGACGAGUGCUAAGUUUUCACUAUCCCUUGGAAGUACAAGGCAGGACUUGAGGGAGGUGUGUCAGCUGGCGAAGGAGGGUAAGCUGAGGAUUGAUGUUGAUAGGUUUAGCUUUGAUGAGAUACCUAAGGCUUACAAGCAGUUACGGGAUGGUAAGCUGAAGGGUCGUGCGGUUAUUGUAAUGGACUGA